UGCGCGCUAGUUUUAUGCGACUAUAUACUUUUAUACUAUAUAUAUAUUUCUGACAUUUCCGGUCUUACGAGUCAGCUGAUCAAUUUCAUUCCUGUCUACCUGAUAGUUCUCAUAGUAAUGUCUGGAAAAGAAAAACUUGCAAUUUUCCCUUCCCGGGGAGCACAAAUGUUAAUGAAAUCCCGUUUACAUGGGGCACAGAAAGGUCAUGGUUUGUUAAAAAAGAAAGCAGAUGCAUUGCAAAUGCGUUUUAGAUUAAUUUUGGGUAAAAUUAUUGAGACAAAAACUCUUAUGGGAGAAGUAAUGAAGGAAGCAGCUUUCUCAUUGGCUGAAGCUAAAUUUGCAACUGGAGAUUUUAAUCAAGUAGUUCUUCAGAAUGUGACAAAAGCACAGAUUAAAAUUAGAUCUAAAAAAGAUAAUGUUGCUGGUGUUAAUCUUCCAGUAUUUGAAUCUUAUCAAGAUGGUACAGAUACAUAUGAAUUAGCAGGCUUGGCAAGAGGUGGACAACAAUUGGCAAAAUUGAAAAAAAAUUAUCAAAGGGCAAUCAAAUUAUUAGUGGAAUUAGCAUCUUUACAAACAAGUUUUGUAACUUUGGAUGAAGUUAUUAAAAUUACAAAUCGUCGUGUAAAUGCUAUUGAACAUGUUAUCAUUCCAAGAAUUGAGAAAACACUUGCUUAUAUAAUUUCUGAAUUGGAUGAAUUAGAAAGAGAAGAAUUCUAUCGAUUAAAGAAAAUUCAAGAUAAGAAGAAACAAGCAAAAGCUAAGCUUGAGGCAGCUAGAGCAGAGAUGAUAGCUUCCGGUAAAGAUGUAGAAGCUGCAAAUAUGCUUGAUGAAGGAGAUGACGACAUUUUAUUUUAAACAUUGUACACAAUUUAUUUUCACAGUCUAUAGUAUUAAAAAAUUGUUUUAAUUUUGAAUGAAUGUGUUAAUGAAUGAAUCCAGUGAAAUAUGAGAAUAUAUUUAAUACUUUCA
Molecule: messenger RNA, 969 nt
Organism: Apis mellifera (honey bee)
Lineage: Eukaryota; Metazoa; Arthropoda; Insecta; Hymenoptera; Apidae
Gene: Vha36-1
Product: V-type proton ATPase subunit D 1
Exons: 4
Coding region: 118-855 (245 amino acids)
Cellular component (GO): proton-transporting V-type ATPase complex
Molecular function (GO): proton-transporting ATPase activity, rotational mechanism
Source: RefSeq, a predicted model, not a curated record